This is a messenger RNA of Bipolaris maydis ATCC 48331, 816 nucleotides long. RefSeq lists its product as uncharacterized. The record is from RefSeq and is a predicted model, not a curated record. NCBI's taxonomy places the organism in Eukaryota, Fungi, Ascomycota, Dothideomycetes, Pleosporales, Pleosporaceae.
AUCCACUUCGUGUACUCGGGUCCGCCAUCGCAUCUCUCUCUCUCUCUACACAAGCCAAAAAAAGACCUGUAUAUUUCCCCUCAUCUGUGCCCUCCCCGCAGUCCAGUCAUUCAUUUUUCUAUUUCUCGCUCUUAGAAAACCAAAAAUAGAAGGAAAUAAAUUCCAAAAAUGUCUCACCUCACCGCACUCGUCCUCGUCCUCUUCUCCCUCACAUACCCCAUAGCCGCCCAAUUCGGCUUCUUCGACCAAAUGUUCGGCGGUGCCAAUCAUGGCGGUGGCGGUCACCACGGCGGCGGACACAAUCAUCACGGUGAAGCGCAGAACGUGCGGAGUGAUAGUAGUUGGUAUCAGGCGCAGUAUGAAGGCGCACAAUGCUCACACUAUCUCUGCCCCGGCACGCUUUCCUGCGUCCAUUUCCCGCAUCACUGCCCUUGCGCGUGGGAAAGCGUAGAAGACAAGGUGGAGCUGGGCGACGGCAUUGCGAUUUGCGGGUCUAAAGGUGGAUGGAGUGAGGGCGAGUUUGCGAAAAAGGUGGAUUUGGCUCGGAAAGGCUUGCUUUGAUUUCUUCUUUGUCAGGGAAACAACACACACACACACCUGUACACACGAUGCGAAUGGAAGGAGAAGGGGAAUGAUGAUCAAGUUUUGGGGAUUUUGAAUGGAAAUAAGAAAGAAGAAAAACGUUUGGGUACUUUUUUGAAAAAAAAAGGUAUAGAAUCCUUAUGCAAAUUACGCGACUGGGUACCAGAAAUAUAUCAUCAUAUUCACAUUUGAAGAGAAGAAGAGGGCGGUUCAUGCAAGCCAAAAAAAACAUAC